GGCCGCCAUUUCGAUUCAAGUUAGAAAUGGCUGAACACCAAUCUCCCCCUCCCCUCCUAUUUCUGCUCUUACUCUUCCUCACUCUCAUCUCCGGCAUCGAAUCUACUCGACCGGCGUUCGCCUGUGGGGGGCCGGAGACGGCGGCGAUGCGAUUCUGCCAUCGAAAUCUACCCAUAAAGGUUCGCGUUAGGGAUCUAAUCGGACGGCUGACGUUGGAGGAGAAGGCAAAGCUGCUGGUUGACCAAGCGGAGGCUGUUCCGCGUCUGGGAAUCGGUGGAUAUAACUGGUGGUCGGAGGCUCUCCACGGCGUUUCCUAUGUUGGCCACGGUGUAAUAUUCGGCGGCGAUUUUCCCGGCGCCACCAGUUUCCCUCAGGUCAUUUUAACUGCCGCCUCCUUCAAUGCCUCCCUCUGGAACAGAAUCGGAAGGGUUGUGUCAACAGAAGGGCGGGCAAUGUAUAACGGGGGGCAGGCGGGGCUCACCUACUGGAGCCCGAAUGUGAACAUAUAUCGUGAUCCUAGGUGGGGCCGUGGCCAAGAGACUCCGGGAGAGGAUCCAACUCUAUCCGCUAAAUACGCAGUCAGCCCCCACCCCCCCCCGGGCGGCCGCAGCCGCUUUCUCCACCUCAAAGUCGCCGCCUGCUGCAAGCACCACACCGCCUAUGAUCUCGACAGCUGGCACGGCGUCGACCGCUUCCACUUUAGUGCUGAGGUGAGUAAGCAGGACAUGGAGGACACAUAUGAGGUGCCAUUCAAGGCCUGUGUGGUGAAAGGAAAGGCGGCGAGCAUCAUGUGCUCUUUUAAUGAAGUCAAUGGAGUCCCCACUUGUGCCGACCCAAAUCUCCUUCGUAAUACCAUUCGAACACAAUGGGGUCUCAGCGGAUAUAUUGUAUCGGAUUGUGACUCCGUAGGCGUCAUCUUAAACAACCAGCGCUAUGCAGCCACUCCAGAAGACGCCGUGGCCGUAACAAUCAAAGCUGGACUGGAUCUCGACUGUGGCCCAUAUUUCGCCCAGUACAUUGGAAGCGCGGUCCAGCAAGGCAAGCUCAACAUGUCUGACGUCGACAACGCGCUGGCGAACACCCUAACUGUACAAAUGAGGCUCAGAAUGUUCGAUGGCGACCCUUCUUCUCAGCCUUACGGCAAUCUCGGCCCAAAGAACGUUUGCAUCCCGGCCCAUCAAUACCUUGCCCUCGAUGCGGCCCGCCAAGGCAUCGUCCUCCUCAAAAACCAGGGCCCCAAACUUCCACUCCGCCCUUCCACCCUCCGCUCCGUCGCCGUCAUCGGCCCUAACUCCAACGUCACCGAAACAAUGAUCGGAAACUAUGCCGGCAUACCGUGCGGCUACAUAACGCCAUUAGAAGGAAUCAAUCGCUACGUCAGAACUGUUCAUGAGCCGGGCUGCAUCGAUGUUGCAUGUUCCGGUCCGAAUCAGCCUAUCGAUUCGGCCGUGGACGCCGCCGGGCAAGCCGACGCCGUCAUCGUUUUUGUUGGGCUCAACCAAGCAGUCGAGGCGGAGGGUAUAGACCGGGAAAACCUCCUCCUCCCCGGCAGGCAACGGGAGCUAGUUCAGAAAGUAGCCGCGGCCUCCCGCAGCCCGGUCAUCGUCGUUCUCAUCUCCGGCGGUUCUUUAGAUAUUUCCUUUGCCCGGGAUGACCCGCGGGUACCCGCAAUCGUUUGGGCGGGUUAUCCCGGCCAAUCGGGCGGGCAAGCCAUCGCAGACGUCCUUUUUGGAGCUUAUAAUCCAGGUGGGAGAUUGCCGAUGACGUGGUACCCUCAACACUUUGCUGACAGAGUACCGAUGACCGACAUGGGAAUGCGGGCCGACCCGGCCCGAGGAUACCCGGGCCGGUCCUAUAGAUUCUAUACCGGGCCGGUAGUUUAUCCCUUCGGUCAUGGCCUCAGCUACUCCAAAUUUGCUUAUGCUAUCGCCCACGCUCCGGCGGACUUCGCCGUUAGACUUGACAGCCGUUAUCAGACUGCUUCCGUCUGGGCCGUUCCAGUCAGCCAAGCUCGAUGCAGCGAAUUAAUCGUGCCCGUCCACGUGGAUAUCACCAACAAUGGUGAUUUAGAUGGGGUUCAUUCCGUACUGAUUUAUUGGACGAGGUCAAUUGGUGCGGAGGCAUGGUUCCCACACCGGCAGCUCGUGGCGUUUGAAAAGGUCCACGUGGCAUCCGGAGAAACAACUCGUGCGAAAUUGGGCGUGGACAUGUGCGCGGGAUUAAGCUUCGCUGGUAAUGACGGGAUUAGAAGGAUUGCGAUGGGCGAUCAUAACUUAGAAAUCGGCGAUCUAACUCACAAGAUCUCGCUCCACGCCGAAACGCAGUCCACAUGAACUGAAAUUUUACUUUACUAAAGUUAAAUAAAGAAAGUGAAAUGGAAACAUUGUUUUAAAGGUAAAAGGGUGAUUAAAUAU
Phalaenopsis equestris is the source of this 2414-nucleotide messenger RNA. Its product is annotated as probable beta-D-xylosidase 2. Gene Ontology annotation, biological process: arabinan catabolic process; xylan catabolic process. Gene Ontology annotation, cellular component: plant-type cell wall. Lineage: Eukaryota; Viridiplantae; Streptophyta; Magnoliopsida; Asparagales; Orchidaceae. Gene Ontology annotation, molecular function: alpha-L-arabinofuranosidase activity; xylan 1,4-beta-xylosidase activity. The record is from RefSeq and is a predicted model, not a curated record.